AUGACGAUAAACCUCGCGCCCAAAGACAAGGCCAAGAUUGUCAAAGACGUCUCGCAGCUCGUCCUCGCCCGCCGCACGCGCAUGUGCAACUUCCUAGAGUAUAAAGACACCAAGGUCGUCUACCGCCGCUAUGCCUCACUCUUCUUCAUCGCCGGAUGCGACGCGACCGACAAUGAGCUGAUCACGCUCGAAAUCGUCCAUCGCUAUGUCGAGCAGAUGGACAAAUACUACGGGAACGUGUGCGAACUCGACAUUAUCUUCAACUUCCAGAAGGCAUACUUCAUCCUCGAUGAGCUUCUGUUGGCGGGCGAAAUGCAAGAGAGUAGCAAAAAGAACGUGCUCCGCUGUAUAGGCCAGCAAGACAGCCUUGAGGACAUGGAGUCGCUUCGUCCCGGCACCAUCUGGCUGACGCGCACUUUCCCUGGCCAGGCCGAGGACGACAUCGUCACCAAGAUCAUGUAG
Molecule: messenger RNA, 462 nt
Organism: Parastagonospora nodorum SN15
Lineage: Eukaryota; Fungi; Ascomycota; Dothideomycetes; Pleosporales; Phaeosphaeriaceae
Exons: 4
Coding region: 1-462 (153 amino acids)
Biological process (GO): vesicle-mediated transport; protein transport
Cellular component (GO): AP-1 adaptor complex; intracellular membrane-bounded organelle
Molecular function (GO): clathrin-cargo adaptor activity
Source: RefSeq, a predicted model, not a curated record